AUGGCGAGUUUUCCGAUGGAUAUCGUCACCGACGUACUCCACCGUCUCCCCGCCACUACCCUAGUCCGAUGUCUUCUCCUCUCGAAGCCUUGCUUCUCUCUUAUCAACAGUCCCGACUUCAUCGCCUCGCAUCUCAAACGCACGCUCGAAACCGAAGACCACAUCAUGAUCCUCCUCCUAACAAUCCUCCGUCUACUCUCCCUCAUCGAGAAUCCUCUCCUAACCGGCGGUUUCACUCAAUUUUUCGGUUCGGUUAACGGUAUAAUCGGUUUAACAAACCCCCCUACCGAUUUCGCGCUUUUCAAUCCAUCAACUCGCAAAAUCCACCCCUUACCUGUUGCGCCUAUCGACUUCCCUGAACGUUCCCUCACUCGUCGUCAGUAUGUUUUUUACGGAUUAGGUCACGAUUCCGUCACCGAUGAUUACAAAGUCGUUAGGAUGAUUCAAUCUAAAGAUAGAGGAGGUGAUGAUGAGAGCGUUGGUUAUCCUUUCGAAGUCAAAGUUUUCAGCUUAAAGAGUAACAAAUGGAAGAGAGUCCAACUUCUUUCCGAAGACGUUGAGAUUCUUUUCGACAGCUUCUUUUUCCGUUUGCUGUAUCGCCGCGGGAACGGUGUUCUCGUUAGCAACAGUCUUCACUGGAUUUUGAUUCAUAACGAAGGAGAUUUCGGGAUGAACACGAUAAUCAGAUAUGAUCUCGCUACCGAUGAACUUGGACUCGUCAGUUUCUCGCAUGAUGUUUACUGUAAAGGGAUGGAUAUUGGUGUGUUGGGUGGGUGUCUUUGUAUGAUGUGUUAUAACGAGGUUAGGCAUGCGGAUGUUUGGAUUAUGAGGGAGUAUGGAGGAGAGUGGAGUAAGUUUUUGUCUGUGCCGCAGCCGGAGAGUGUUGUUUCGUUUGAGUUUGUGAGGCCUUUGGUUUAUUCUAAGGACAGGAGGAAGAUUUUGUUUGAGAUAAACAAUGGGAAGUUGUUUUGGUUUGAUUUGGGGAGUAAGAGUUUUGAGACGCUUGUGAUAAAGGGUUGUGAGGAUCUUCAGUGUAACGCUGAGAUUGUUGUGAGUAGCCUUGUUUUGGGGUGUAAAGGUGAUCUUGGCAGAGCUCGAGAAAAGAAAAUGAUGCAGAAGGGUAAUAAAAGGUGGGGUGCUCAUCUUUAUAAUGUGCUUUCUUACUUGUUUUUAUUCCUUGAUUCAGAUAUUUAGAUAAGGAGAAAAGAGUCUUGUGUGUAUCUUCAUUCUUUGAGAUUUUACGAUGGCAUAUGGUAAGAUGUAUUAACUUGCUGAAGCAUCUUGUGUUACAAUCUCAGGAGGGAUGACUUUCUGUCCAAGGGAUUCAAGCUGAAGCUAUGAGCAAAGCAGGGGAACUUCAAAGCCCAAACCUUUAUGAAGGCGCAGGCCGUAAGUGGAAAGGAAAUGGCGUGAAGCAGUUUCAUCAACUUCUAAUCCCAUAUUAGGUCUUAAAACUAAUUAGCUUAACCUAUGUAGUACGUAUAUUUUGUAAGAGAAGACAGUGUGCUUAGGUAACUUCUUUUGAGUAUGGCAUGUCGCAGUACGCAAUUUGGUUUCUACUAUAUAUGCCAAACGGG
Eruca vesicaria subsp. sativa (arugula) is the source of this 1577-nucleotide messenger RNA. The record is from the annotation of a GenBank genome assembly. Lineage: Eukaryota; Viridiplantae; Streptophyta; Magnoliopsida; Brassicales; Brassicaceae.